Messenger RNA from Anthostomella pinea, 441 nucleotides. The record is from the annotation of a GenBank genome assembly. Lineage: Eukaryota; Fungi; Ascomycota; Sordariomycetes; Xylariales; Xylariaceae.
AUGCUCGACCCAUCCUCAACGGCUACAACAAAUUUCACCCCUGUGGACGCUCCGAGACUCCGAGAAUGUAUCGUCAAACUGGGUGAGCCAUCCUUUGGAGCAAGCGCCAUUGUCAAGAGAUUUGACGCUCCUUGCAACCCCGAGGUUCGCGUUUCCGGCGUCAAAGCCUUCACCGAAUGCCUCCAAACCUUGGUCCAUUCAGGACGGGCGCCUCUGCUCCAGAAGCUGUGGAUACUUGAUGCCUUGCCGCAAGGGGUUCAAUGGGCGUCAUUCGGCGCCUUCGUGCGCCGCGAUGUUCUUGCGAACAAGAGCCAGACACUUCCCUGGAAAAACAUCGCCGCCCACAGCAGCAAAUCCAAGAACAGCUUGCUCGUUCGCAUGCCAACGGACGAAGGCGGAGAAGAUCUGCUUACGGGUGCGCAGGACAUGGAAUCUCGUUGA